Messenger RNA from Lontra canadensis (Northern American river otter), 2045 nucleotides. RefSeq names its product RUN domain containing 1 (gene RUNDC1). The coding region runs from base 35 to 1876 and encodes 613 amino acids. Lineage: Eukaryota; Metazoa; Chordata; Mammalia; Carnivora; Mustelidae. The transcript is spliced from 5 exons. The record is from RefSeq and is a predicted model, not a curated record.
GGCGCGGCUGACGUGCGGCGGCGUUUCCGGGAAGAUGGCGGCCGUCGAAGCGGUUGCGGAGCCGGUAACGGUGGUGGCAGCUGUUGGUCCAAAGGCGAAGGACGAAGAGGAGGAGGAAGAGGAGUCGCUGCCACCGUGCGAGGCCGUGCGCUGGGCCCCCGUGGGGGCAGUGGCGGAGGCCGCGCCUGGGACGGCCGCGUUCUCGGAAGAGGCGGCGGCUGAGGAGCCCGGCGCGGCCCCGGGUUCCCCUCCGGACUCGCCCGGCCGGACGCUGAGGCGUCUGCGGGCCGAGCGGCGACGGCUGGACUCGGCACUGCUCGCGCUGUCCUCGCACUUCGCGCAAGUGCAGUUCCGCCUGCGCCAGGUGGUGCGCGGGGCGCCCGCGGAGCAGCAGCGCCUCCUGCGCGAGCUCGAAGACUUCGCGUUCCGCGGCUGCCCUCACGUCCUGGGAUAUGGGGGACCCGAGGACCCCGCCAGCGACGACGGCGAUGGACUGCCAGAUGACCGGCCACGAUUGCGGGGCGAGAACCAGAGUGAACAGGAAAAACGGGAACGUCUGGAAACCCAAAGGGAGAAGCAGAAGGAACUUAUACUACAGCUCAAAACCCAACUAGAUGACCUGGAAACGUUUGCUUAUCAAGAGGGCAAUUACGACUCCCUGCCGCAGUCCGUGGUCUUGGAAAGACAGCGGGUGAUCAUAGAUGAAUUAAUAAAGAAACUGGACAUGAACCUGAAUGAAGACAUCAGCUCACUGUCCACUGAUGAGCUCCGGCAGCGUGUGGAUGCGGCUGUGGCUCAGAUUGUCAACCCAGCCCGAGUGAAAGAGCAGUUGGUUGAGCAGUUGAAAACUCAGAUCCGAGACCUCGAGAUGUUCAUCAGCUUCAUCCAAGAUGAAGUGGGAAGCCCGUUGCAGGCAGAGAGCAUGCCCUGUGAGUGCAAGGCCGGUGGGAAGACUGGAAGUGGCUCCACGAGAACGGGUGGCAGCAGACUGCCUCCAGGAAACAGCCGGACAAAGGCAGAAGACGUGAAGAAGGUUCAGCAGUCGGGGCUGCGCCUCAUGCAGCGCGCGCUGGCCGUACUCCAGAUCUUUGCCGUGAGCCAGCUGGGCUGUGCCACGGGCCAGAUCCCCCAAACCCUGUGGCAGAGGGGCCAGGCUGACGGGGACUACACCCCCUUACUGAAGAGGCUGGAGAUCUCAGUAGACAGGGUGAGGCAGCUGGCCCUGAGGCACCAGCCACAUGACCACGUCAUCACCUCCGCCAGCCUCCAGGACCUGUCCCUAGGAGGCAAGGACGAGCUGACCACAGCUGUGCGGAAGGAGCUGACAGUGGCCGUCAGGGACCUGCUGGCCCAUGGCCUCUACGCCGCCUCACCAGGGAUGAGCCUGGUCAUGGCCCCCAUCGCCUGUUUGCUGCCGGCCUUCUCCUCAGCCCCCGAGGCCAUGCACCCGUGGGAGCUCUUCGUAAAGUACUACCAUGCUAAGAACGGCCGCGCUUACGUGGAAUCCCCCGCUCGGAAGCUCUCCCAGUCCUUUGCCCUGCCGGUUACGGGAGGCACCGUGGUGACCCCCAAGCAGAGCCUUCUGACAGCCAUCCACAUGGUGCUGACGGAGCACGACCCUUUUAAACGCAGCGCAGACUCCGAGUUGAAGGCCUUGGUGUGCAUGGCCCUGAACGAGCAGCGCCUCGUGUCCUGGGUGAACCUGAUCUGCAAGUCGGGGUCCCUCAUCGAGCCCCACUACCAGCCCUGGAGCUACAUGGCGCACACAGGCUUUGAGAGCGCCCUCAACCUGCUCAGCCGCCUCAGCAGCCUCAAGUUCAGCCUCCCCGUGGACCUGGCUGUGCGCCAGCUCAAGAACAUCAAAGACGCCUUCUGAUGAGAGGGCCCGGCCCUGCGCCAGCAUCUUCUUUCGUGGAGUGGGGGUAGAUGGUCAGUCUUUCGGGAUAGAAACAGAGGCGGAGGCGGGCUUACAGACGGUCUCCCCAGCCAAGGGACUGCACAGGCUGUUUUCCCCGCCAACUUCGCAUCUCCGAGAUGCCAGAGAU